AUGCUGCUGCUGCUGCUGCUGCUGCUCCUCCUCCUCCUCCUGCCAUUGCCAGCACUGUCGCUGUGCUGUGCUGUGCUGCUACCAAUGCAAAUGUACAUUGGUACGUGUACAUCGUCGAUCCGCCAUACUCGUACCCCACACCGCAGUCUGUGCAGGCCAUCGGUUGCCCGGGUGUCAAUGCAAAUGCCCAGUCAAACCGGUUUCGUGUGCCGCCGAUGGGGGAUUAACUUUGCGAUGAGCCCAGAGCCCGCCCUCUCCGCACUGCCAAUCGUCUCGACGCUGGCACGAUCGUCUCGACCUAUCGUGCGCCUCGCCAUCGCCGCCUACAUGUGUACCGCGUGCAAGGUCGCACCCGGCCUCGACCUAUAA
Exserohilum turcica Et28A is the source of this 369-nucleotide messenger RNA. RefSeq lists its product as uncharacterized. The coding region runs from base 1 to 369 and encodes 122 amino acids. The transcript has a single exon. The record is from RefSeq and is a predicted model, not a curated record. Lineage: Eukaryota; Fungi; Ascomycota; Dothideomycetes; Pleosporales; Pleosporaceae.